Molecule: messenger RNA, 1640 nt
Organism: Grus americana (Whooping crane)
Lineage: Eukaryota; Metazoa; Chordata; Aves; Gruiformes; Gruidae
Product: myosin light chain, embryonic
Exons: 8
Coding region: 557-1114 (185 amino acids)
Cellular component (GO): myosin II complex
Molecular function (GO): calcium ion binding
Source: RefSeq, a predicted model, not a curated record
UACCAGCCGGCUGGGAGAGCAAAGCAAUUCCAAAGGACGGCACUCCGGAGGUGCUGCUGCUCCCUCUGAUUAAAUCAGACAAACCAGCCUCUCGGUUGCUUUCCCUGCCGCAGCAAUCAGCUGUAAAUCAAGGAGGGAUUAGGGGCAUCUUUGGCAGCUGCCCGUCUCCCCGCCAGAUUUAGCCACCACCCCGGCCCAUCGCGUGGGCGCUGACACCAGCCCGGCAGCAUCGCUCCGCCGAGCGGCACCGCAGCUCCUUCCCUUGCGCCUCGGGAUGCUGCACGGGUGCGUAGGACAGGAGAAGGGCAGCAGUUAAAUUGCAGGAUUAAUGUUUUCUGAAGGCUCUGCUGAGUACUGAUUUCUGACCCCGAAGCUGCUGGGGAGUGAGGACAGAGUUAAGUAAGUAGCAGUUGCUCCAGCAGCUGGCCUGCCUCUCCGGGGUGAGGACAGGGCUCCGUAUAUAAGGGAAGGAGCAGCCUUUGCCUUUCAUCCCUCCGUUCAGUUGCUUCGCUGAGCGGCAGGGCUCAUCCCCGCACCUCUGCAAAGACCCAGCGCGAUGCCGCUCAAGAAAGCCGACCCGAGGAAGGAAGCAGCCAGAGCAGCUCCAGCCCCAGAGUCACCCAGAGAGCCUGCCUUCGAUCCCAAGAGCGUGAAGAUUGAAUUUACUGCAGAGCAGAUCGAAGAGUUCAAAGAAGCCUUCAGCCUCUUUGACCGGACGCCCACGGGAGCCAUGCAGAUCACCUACACGCAGUGCGGGGAUGUCCUACGGGCGCUCGGCCACAACCCCACCAACGCAGAGGUCCUGAAGGUGCUGGGCAAGCCCAAACCAGAAGAAAUGAACACAAAGAUGUUGGACUUUGAGACCUUCCUCCCCAUCCUGCAGCACUUCACCCGCAACAAGGAGCAGGGAACCUUCGAGGACUUUGUGGAAGGGCUGCGUGUCUUCGACAAGGAGGGCAACGGCAUGGUGAUGGGAGCCGAGCUGCGCCAUGUGCUGGUCACGCUGGGGGAGAAGAUGACAGAAAGCGAGGUGGAGCAGCUCAUGGCAGGGCAAGAAGAUGCCAAUGGCUGUAUCAACUAUGAAGCUUUUGUCAAGCACAUCAUGUCUGGCUGAAAGAAGAAACUUCAGGUGAGUUUAUCAGGGUCUCCUGCUGCUCACCGCAAAAUUGGAGAUCCUGCGUAUAACGGCCAGGGGCAGAACCACCAAAACCCAAACCGCAGAAGCAACCCUGCAGUGGACUAACGCCACAGGAAUAAUCGCAGCUCUGAAAGCACAAAAAGCAGCGUUUAUGAUAAUAACCUCACUUGUAACUCGUGCCGUUUAAAAUACAUUGGGACAGCAUUGGCCCCGUGACUGUCGCUCAUGGUCUGUGUCGAUUCUCUGCUCGGAAAGAAAGAGGCUCUCGGGAAGGUUUGAACCCACCUGAGCACCAUGAACAGCGAGAUUCCUCCAUCCAUGUCCCUUCCUCCCUGGAUGUCACACAUCUGCAGAGAUGUUUUGCAUGAACCACCACGAAGAGUUGGCCUCCAUGGGUGUGUGCCUAAGCCUCCGUAUACAACGAGACAUCUGCAACUUGGUUUUAAACCUUAAGUUAUUCUUUUCAGUCUUUUCCUGUGACACUUGGCUCAUUAAAUUUUGU